This is a messenger RNA of Teleopsis dalmanni, 2784 nucleotides long. It is a transcript of the gene Sirt7, whose product is annotated as NAD-dependent protein deacetylase Sirt7. NCBI's taxonomy places the organism in Eukaryota, Metazoa, Arthropoda, Insecta, Diptera, Diopsidae. The record is from RefSeq and is a predicted model, not a curated record. The transcript has 2 exons. Gene Ontology annotation, molecular function: NAD+ binding. The coding region runs from base 212 to 2608 and encodes 798 amino acids.
CUGAUUAAUUUUGUUCGAAGUUUAUUUAAAUAAAUACCAAAGAGCGAUAUGUUUAUAUUCAAUGCCAGCAAAUUGAUUUUUACCUACUUGCGUUAAGAUAUAAGCGAAAGCCUUUAAACAUAUCAAGUUAUUAUAAAUACAUAUAUUGUGUGCUGUUCUUAAAUCAAUUAAAGAGCUAAAAAAAUAAAAUAUAGUUUCUUUUAAUAGUACAAUGGAUGGGGAACAUAUGUGCGUACCACCGGAAAAGUCUUUUCAAGCAUAUAUAACAAGAGCUAAAUUGCACCCUGCAAAAAAAGAUGAAAAAAGACACAAAAAAGAUGCCACAAGAAAAAUAUCUUCAAUAUUCAAAAAAUGUGAGUCACUAUAUACUCUGGAAGACUUAAAACUAAUAGAAAAACAUCCCGAUAUUGUGAAACAAGUUCGGAAACGCAAAGAACGUAUCGAAAUCUACAAAGAUAGGGCUAUUGAGAAGGAGGAUGAUCCCCGUGUAAUAGAAGCAAAAGUACAGGAGCUGGCAGCUAUUGUGUCGCAAGCAAAGCAUUUAAUAUGUUAUACAGGUGCUGGUAUAAGUACUUCUGCGCUAAUACCAGAUUAUCGUGGUAGUAAAGGUAUAUGGACACUGUUACAAAAAGGAGAAAAUAUUGGUGAACAUGAUCUUUCCGCUGCUAAUCCAACAUAUACGCAUAUGGCUAUUAAUGAACUGCAUCGGCGAAGACUGUUGCGGCAUGUAGUAUCCCAAAAUUGUGAUGGGCUACAUCUACGAUCAGGUCUACCACGAUUUUCGCUUUCUGAAAUUCACGGCAAUAUGUAUAUCGAAGUAUGUAAAUAUUGUAAACCAAAUGCUGUGUAUUGGCGAUUGUUUGAUUCGACGGAAAUGACUGCACGUUAUUCACAUAAAACAAAUCGUCUCUGUCAUAGAUGCGCAGAGCCAUUAUGUGAUACUAUAGUACAUUUUGGUGAACGAGGUAAUCUUAAAUGGCCUUUAAAUUGGGCAGGUGCUUGUCAGCAUGCCGAUAAAGCAGAUGUUAUAUUGUGUUUAGGUUCAAGUUUAAAAGUAUUAAAGAAAUAUACGUGGCUAUGGCAAAUGGAUCGACGUGCUCGCCAAAGACCUAAAAUUUGUAUAGUUAAUUUACAAUGGACCCCAAAGGAUAAUAUAUCAACUAUUAAAAUUAAUGGAAAAUGCGAUCAUGUAAUGAAACUCUUAAUGAAUGCUCUAAAUAUAUCUGUACCAAUUUACACAAAAGAAAAAGACCCAAUUUUUGCACACGCUUCUUUACUUAUGCGUGAAGAGCUCCAUACUUUAACUCAGCCCUUACUUAAAAAAACUGAAGAUAUAUGCACUACAACAACAGAAGAAACACAAGACUCGGCGAUAUCUAGUGAUAGUUAUAGUGAAUUACCAAUAGGAAAGGGACCUAGAAUACGAACACCAUUAAAGAGCAACACUCGCAUUAAAACCAAUUUGUUUAUGAGACAAAAAAUUCCUAAAUUUAUGAUUGAAUCAUUAAGCACGAAUGAUAAUAAAGAAACUGAGUUCACAAUCGAAGAUAACCAAUAUGUUAGGGAAAGAGACAAAUCAAAUAAAAGUGACACUUCGGAUGGAUUGGUUUCUAUGCCCUUCAAUUCCAAUGAAAUAUCACAUGAAGUUGCAUGCACAACUAAAUUUGAAAUCGUAAAAACAGAAAAUAUAUCAGAAGUAGCAGAUAAGCAGAAAGUGUAUACAACAAAAACUUUAGAAAUAAAGCCAGAAGUUUAUGAUAAAUUAGAAAAUAUACAUGUAGAAAAUUUAUAUUCAGAAAAUAUUAAAAUGAGCGAUAAUCAAGAAGAUCUAAAACAGAGUCCUCAAGCAAUAGAGGGAAAGAUUGAUACCUCUAUGUCAACAGUUAUUUCUUCGAAGUUAUCUAUAGGUGGUAGAGAAGACUUAAAAUUUGAAUUGCUUCAAAUUAAUUAUUGUGCUAAUUUAACCCCACAUUCAAAACUAAAAACUGUUACAAAUGAUUCUUAUCAAACCAUUGAAAACUUCAAAUCAUCAAAAUUUAAAAGUGGAAAUAUAGCUGAUUCGCAACUGCAGCAUGAAGAUGAUGACGAAUGUGAAAAUUAUGUUGCUCAAAUGGAUUUAUUAAACACAGCCAAGACAAAUCGCGUCAAUGGUAGCAAAAUUACGCAAUUGUUACUAAAGUUACCCUGUUGGUACGAUGUUAAAUAUGCAUAUUCAGGUUUGCACAGCAUCGUUUAUCCUCCGCCUCCUGAUUUGAACAUUUGGAAUACCCAAGUUGUUCCAAUUUUCGCUAUGAACCGUGAAGCUGCAAAAUGUGAAUUUUGCUUUGAUAACUAUGCGGAAUUAGAAUGUCAAUUUUAUAAGAAAUGGCAUCUAAAUGAGCGCAGCAGUCGCAAGAGAACUCGUAGAGGAAAAAAUUUGUAUUGCGCUUGCUGCACCCAAAGUGAUUACGAAGAGGAUGAUUACGAUGAAAAUAUAUCUUUAGCAUAUAUAGCCGCCGCUGAAGCUGCUAAGCGAGAACUACAAGAAAAUAGUUUCCCUAAAAAAAUAAUCCGUACUCAAGCUGGUUGGUAUGGCAAAGGGUACAAAAAAAAUAGACGCCGUAAAUAAGUAUCAUUAAUAAUUCAUCUGUAAAAACCGUUGUACAAAUUUAUUUUGAUCCGAUAAAGUAUUAGUGUACUCAUUUCAGUGAAUUGAAUUUUUCUAUAUGUGAAGUUGAAAUAAACUGAUAUAUGUCAACUGUUUAAUUAAAAAUCAGUAUAUAGUAUCUUUGAACAUAUUCAUCU